UUUUUUUAUAGAACAAGCACAAAGAAUCUGGUUUUGAUUUGAAUAAUUUAUGUUUUUGCACUCUGGAUCUGUUUGGUGCUGGAACUGAAACGACCACUACCACUUUACACUGGGGACUGCUGUUCAUGAUCAACUACCCUCAUAUUCAAGAGGAAGUCCAGGCAGAGAUAGAUUCUGUGGUUGGUUCAUCCAAGCAGCCGUCUGUGACUGACAGAGAAAACAUGCCGUACACUGACGCAGUCAUCCAUGAAAUCCAGAGAAUGGCUAACAUUCUUCCCCUCAAUUUGGUCCGCAUGACAAACAAGGAGACCACACUGGACAAGUACACUUUCCCGAAGGGCACCAUGGUCCUGCCCACACUGGUCUCCGUUUUACGAGACGAGUCCAUUUGGGAAACUCCUCACACCUUCAACCCUCAGCACUUUCUGGACCAGGAUGGAACAUUCAGGAAGAGAGAAGCCUUCCUUCCUUUUUCAGCAGGUAAGCGUGUGUGUCUGGGGGAGCAGCUGGCCAGGGCCGAGUUAUUUCUCUUCUUCACCACCCUCCUUCAGAGAUUUUCCUUUGCGCCCCCCCCAGGGGUGCAGCCAACUCUGGAGUACAAGUUAGGAGCCACGCACUGCCCCAAACCCUACAGCCUCUGUGCUGUCCCACGAUAAACCCCCAACUGUCCCAAACUCAACCUCACACAUCAAUAACUGUGUUCCUACAUUUAUCUCGUUAUAUAUCAAUAUCUACUCUGUGAUAAUCUCUCAGAGAAUAAAACAUUGUUGGGACUUGGUUUUCUUCUAUUCAAUUAGUUGUCUUUUUAAGCUUGGUAAUAUAAUGUACUAUAUUUGUAUACAUAUUUGUAUUAUUGUAUAUUUGUAUUCGGGAUUGUUGGAAACGUUAUUUCGAUCUCUCUGUACACACAAACUGAAAGAUUGACACUAAAGUUGACCUUGACUUUGACUACUGUAAUCAAUAUCCAAUAAAAAUAAUUGACAGUUUAAAUACUACUACCUUCCUUUCUACUGCAAAUAAACGUAGGGGUGAGUGGGGUAAGGUGAGCCAAUUUGUACUUAUGCUGUCCUUUUAGGCUAGGAACAAUUAGAUAGUCAAAGUCUUACGACAACAACGAGCUUUACUUCAGGAACUCUUCUGUCAAUCAAAAUGAUAAUAAUGCUGGUCAGCAGUUUUUGGAUCUGGUCUGAUGCCCCUUCUCUCUCCUGUGAAGACCCUCUGGAGACGCUGUAGUACAUAUGCCAGGCCUGUAGAUGGUGCUGUUCUCACAGAAUCAGCC
Molecule: messenger RNA, 1279 nt
Organism: Notothenia coriiceps (black rockcod)
Lineage: Eukaryota; Metazoa; Chordata; Actinopteri; Perciformes; Nototheniidae
Product: cytochrome P450 2J2-like
Exons: 4
Coding region: 126-656 (176 amino acids)
Biological process (GO): xenobiotic metabolic process
Cellular component (GO): cytoplasm; intracellular membrane-bounded organelle
Molecular function (GO): oxidoreductase activity, acting on paired donors, with incorporation or reduction of molecular oxygen, reduced flavin or flavoprotein as one donor, and incorporation of one atom of oxygen; iron ion binding; heme binding
Source: RefSeq, a predicted model, not a curated record